This is a messenger RNA of Anopheles marshallii, 402 nucleotides long. RefSeq lists its product as uncharacterized. The record is from RefSeq and is a predicted model, not a curated record. The coding region runs from base 1 to 402 and encodes 133 amino acids. Gene Ontology annotation, biological process: mitochondrial respiratory chain complex I assembly; mitochondrial respiratory chain complex IV assembly. The transcript is spliced from 2 exons. Lineage: Eukaryota; Metazoa; Arthropoda; Insecta; Diptera; Culicidae. Gene Ontology annotation, cellular component: mitochondrial inner membrane.
AUGAAGUCCGUAAAAAAACUCGCCAAAGCAGCUAUGUACAUAGCCUUUGGUGGAAUUACAGCAGCAAUGGUAAUGAAAAUUAAACUAGAGGAUAAAAUACGCAGUCAACCGUACUACAAGGAUGCGUUAAAAUUGCUACGAUCACAUCAGGGAGCUGUACAAUUGAUGGGCCAGCCCAUCAAGGAUCUGAGCUUCGAUUAUGGGGAAGAAAGCAAAAAGUUUGGUGGCGGAAAGAUCGAUGGCUUUGCCGUCCCGGUUCGGGGUCAAAAGACACGCGGCAAAUACUACUUCUGGGCGGAAAUCCAAGAACAGGAGUGGGUUAUUAGUCGGGCCGAGUUGGAACUGGCAAACGAACCAGACCGUCGUCUACUGAUCAAAGCAGACAGCCGAACGGAGCGGUAG